AUGGCUCGCCCACGACUAUACAAGACUGAAGAGGAACGGCUCGAAGCUGCCCGCCGCUACAAUCGAAAAUACUAUGAGAAGUAUAAUUCCUGCACGAAUUCAAGACUAAAUGCUAAUGAACGCAGGAACAAGAAGGCGAUUGGGCUCAAGAUGGCCAUGAACUAUCGUCACAAGAGGGACAACACUAAGUCGAAGCAUAGAGAUUUCGCAAGCACAUCCACGGCCCCCAAACUGACUCGGAGUCCCUCUCCACCAGCAUACGAGAACUGUGUUAUAUACAAUAUCAAGGACGCUCAAUCCCACCUUGUUGUAAUUUCUGCCGAACUUGAAGCUCUGUGCAUUAAGAUGGUACAGGACUUUCAAGACAACCGAGAAGCCGUACAGGCAUGCCUUUCCCAACAUCUUCAGACUCUGGAGCGCAUCCAGGAAUACUUGCGUUCUGCAAAUUUGGACGACAAUCAUCACCCAAAUGCCAGUGAUCCGGGUCGCACAGCAGCGGUUGGUGUGAUGUGUCGGCACAAGGCGAUCACAAUGGCUACAGAGGAAUUAUGGUGCUACUCAGCUACGAGGGAAAUAGAUGAAGAGAUGCCUUUGAAAUACAUUCGCGGAGCGCAGUGGCUCUAUUCCAUCACUGAUCUUAUUAAGGCCGAGCUUCGACGUCCAGCUGCUUCGAAGGGAGGAACAGGACACAGUUCCUCUUAUCGAUACUCUACCAUGUCCAUUAACAUGGUGCCCGCAUCCAAGCCUCAGCCUACAUCUAUCAAGAAGAAAAAACCCUUGUGGGAGGUUCAAGACGAAUUUCUGCAGAAAUUGUCACCUGAAUACUUCAGGAUUCGGGAUGAGAAGGAUCGUGUUGUUUUCUUCAACAACCUCUUUGCACGCUUUUUUGCACGAUGGCCAGAGGAGCAGACACUGUUUCCCGGUGUCACUCGACUCUCUGCAGAGCAGGCUGUCGCCGUUGCUCGGUCUGUGAAGAGGCACGAGAAGGUUGGUCUAUACCGAUGGUUCAAAUCGGCUGAAAGGCGUCGUCCAAGACACUUGCCAUAG
This is a messenger RNA of Suillus clintonianus, 1047 nucleotides long. RefSeq lists its product as uncharacterized. Bases 1 to 1047 code for a protein of 348 amino acids. The transcript has 6 exons. Lineage: Eukaryota; Fungi; Basidiomycota; Agaricomycetes; Boletales; Suillaceae. The record is from RefSeq and is a predicted model, not a curated record.